AUGGGCAACCGUGUGUGUGGACACAAAGAGCUGGAGGACGAAGAUCCUGACACUGCGUGGCAGAAACAGAACAAGGCCCAAUCAGAAAAAAGCAUGUACAAGAUAAUUAAUUUACAAAACGGGGGUACCCUCCUCGAAACAUUCAAAGAAAUGAGGGAAAGGAACGAUCUAGAAAGUUUCAAGGAGAUUGCAGCUAAGGAGCUUCCUCCGUAUCUGUAUAACGGCGGCGAAGAUACCCAUCUCAUCACUAAGACAGAGUAUGUAAUGUAUUUAAAAAUGUGCGCCAAACAAGUUGCGACAAUAUGGACAGACGAGAAAGCCAAGCAACUCGGAGAAGAGUUCGACAAAAGACAAGAAGGGCAAUUUCGUAACAAGUUUCAGGAGCAUGAAGCGUGUUUUGAUCUGGAUAAUCGUGGAGGUGUCGGCGAGACGAUCCUUCAUCUAUGUUAUUUGAAUAACUCGGACAUUCACAAAGAGCUGGCCAAGGUGUUAAUUGAAAAAUAUCCGAAAAUGGUAUUGGAUAUUUAUGAAGGAUACGAAUAUUACGGGGAAUCGUGUCUUCACCUCGCAAUCGUUAACCAGGACCUAGAGUCAGUAAAAUUUCUUGUGGAAAAGGGUGCUCGUCUAGAUCAACGUGCGUCCGGACGUUUCUUUCUUCCGGAGGCUCAUAAAGAUGGAUCGGCGAAGGGUAAAGACAUUGAUUAUUUUGGGUAUGCCUAUUAUGGAGAAUAUCCCCUUCACUUCGCCGCUUCCGUAGCUAAUGAAGAUAUUUACACGUACUUGUUAGAAAAAAGUAAUCCGUUAACUGGUCUAGUAGAUCCCAAUGCCCAAGACUCAUUCGGAAACACCGCACUGCAUAUGCUGGUAAUUCAUAAUAAGCCGGAAAUGUACAAACUGGUCUUGGAGCGCGCUGAUCCGGAAAUCCGAAACGUGUCAGGGUUAACCCCGCUUGGUUUGGCGUGUAAACUGGGUAGGAACAAACUAUUUCAGCAGAUCUUAGAAGUGAAUAGUACGACCUUUUGGAAAUUCAGUAAUUUUCACUGCGUUGCGUACCCACUAGACAACAUAGACAGCAUAAAAUCAAAUGGCGAUCACGACUGGGACUCGGCCUUAUCAAUUAUAGUCGGUAGUAACAAGGACGAACAUCUCCCAAUGUUAGACGGCGGAGUGAUACAUCUGCUGUUGCUGGAGAAGUGGCGGGUGUUUGCAAAGAGACAAUUUACAAUUCGUCUUACCUUCGCUAUCAUAUACCUACUAACAUUAAGCGUUGCCAUAUAUACCAGACCUGCUGGAGACUUGAUUGGUGGAACUGACGUCAAGAGUAUUGUUCGAUACGUCGCCGAAGCUUUGACAACGAUUGGUUGUUUAAUCUAUCUAGGUCUCGAAUUUUUCCACAUUAAAACCGUUAAAUUGGGUUACUUUAGUACGAUGCGUAACGUUCCAGCCAAGGGCCUCUUCCUAUUCUCCUGUGUCUUGAUAUUAUUGUGCGUACCAAUGCGAUUCCUGGAUAAACGAUACAUUGAGGAUAUGUUGGUAAUAGCUGCAGUUCCUCUAGCAUGGACAUAUAUACUCUUCUUUUACAGGGUUCUGGAAAGUCUAGGACCGUUUGUGACCAUGAUCUAUAAGAUGAUUGCCGGAGACUUGUUUCGUUUCAGUCUUAUCACCAUUACUAUAUUGUCCUCGUUUUCCCCAGCGUUUUACUUCCUCUUUAAAGACAUCGGAGUUUACGUAUUUACAUUCGAUACGGUCUAUGGCACCUGGAUGAGUUUAUUUCAUAUGGCGUUUGGCGAGUUUGCAACUCUUAUCAGUGGAAAGGUAAGGGCAUUACAACUAGCACAAAUAUAG
Molecule: messenger RNA, 1845 nt
Organism: Saccoglossus kowalevskii
Lineage: Eukaryota; Metazoa; Hemichordata; Enteropneusta; Harrimaniidae
Product: transient receptor potential cation channel subfamily V member 5-like
Biological process (GO): calcium ion import across plasma membrane
Cellular component (GO): plasma membrane
Molecular function (GO): calcium channel activity; protein binding
Source: RefSeq, a predicted model, not a curated record